CUCUCUUCUCCUUUCAACGUUCUGUUCUCCCAGAGGCUCUUCCUCUUCCCCAAAGUGCACAAGAUAAUCACCGAGGAAUGCAGCGAGAUGUGCUUGAAGCCUACAGUGCCUUCACCAAAUUCUUUCAAAUAAAGAUCACAUCUGAGCUUCCCUCAUUUGAUCUUGAUGAGAUUGGAGACGCAACUCGCAACAAAACGAUCAAACUCCGCGACCAAAUGCAAAUUAAAGCCGCAAAAGGGCUAAAGAUGAUUUAGCUCUUCAGCCACAAAAGUUUCCUGCCUUGUGAAUAACUCAUAUCCAUAGUUGCAGGAGAUCACACAUUGUUAUUACUUGCUGUGGGAUUGAAAGUUUUGGUGAUGGAAAAUAAGGGGAAUGUAUUGAUGAAGAAAUAUGAUGUAGGGAAGUUUUUGGGCAAAGGAAACUUUGCAAAAGUUUACCAUGCUAGGAACAUUGAAACUGGCCAAAGUGUGGCCAUCAAGGUGAUAGACAAGGAAAAAGUUUUGAAAGUUGGCCUAAUUGAUCAGACCAAGACAGAAGUAUCUGUUAUGAAAAAGGUCAAUCAUCCAAAUAUAGUGCAGCUUUACGAGGUAAUGGCAACAAAAACAAAGAUUUACUUUGUUAUGGAAUUUGCCAAAGGUGGUGAGCUCUUCAGCAAGGUAGCCAAAGGAAAGCUGAAAGAGGAUAUGGCAAGGAAGUACUUUCAGCAGCUGAUCGGUGCUGUUGAUUAUUGCCACAGCCGAGGCGUUUAUCACCGCGAUUUGAAGCCCGAGAAUUUGCUACUGGAUGAGAAUGGAGAUCUAAAGGUGUCUGAUUUCGGGUUAAGUGCGCUUGUUGAGUCUAGGCGCCAUGAUGCUUUGCUGCAUACGGUUUGCGGAACUCCUGCUUAUGCAGCUCCUGAAGUUUUAUGUAGAAAAGGGUAUGACGGGGCUAAAGCUGACAUUUGGUCUUGUGGGGUGAUCUUGUUUGUCCUUUUAGCUGGUUAUUUGCCGUUCCAUGAUUCAAAUCUUAUGGAAAUGUACAAGAAAAUAGGCAAGGCAGACUAUAAGUGUCCCAACUGGUUCUCACACGAAGCGCGCAAGCUUCUAUCAAGAAUUCUAAAUCCUAACCCGAAUAAGAGGAUUUUGAUUGCAAGGAUAAUGGAAAAUCCAUGGUUCAGAAAAGUGUUCAACUCUCAAGCCACCAGAAGCAAAACAGCGGAUUCGAUCUCUCCGGUUUGUUCACAGAGAAUGAUGAGAAGAAAGCGGUACAAUUCACAUCAACACGCCCCGCCUCGUCGAUUGUGUCAAAAUUGGAGGAAGUUGCUAGGAAUCUGAGGCUGAAAGUGAAGAAGGACAAAGGGUGUCUGAAAAUGGAGGGUUCAAAGGAAGGCAGAAAAGGA
Morus notabilis is the source of this 1378-nucleotide messenger RNA. RefSeq names its product CBL-interacting protein kinase 2. The transcript has 3 exons. Gene Ontology annotation, biological process: protein phosphorylation. Gene Ontology annotation, molecular function: protein kinase activity; ATP binding. The coding region runs from base 357 to 1313 and encodes 318 amino acids. NCBI's taxonomy places the organism in Eukaryota, Viridiplantae, Streptophyta, Magnoliopsida, Rosales, Moraceae. The record is from RefSeq and is a predicted model, not a curated record.